This is a messenger RNA of Danaus plexippus (monarch butterfly), 1517 nucleotides long. Its product is annotated as poxin-like. The transcript is spliced from 5 exons. The record is from RefSeq and is a predicted model, not a curated record. Lineage: Eukaryota; Metazoa; Arthropoda; Insecta; Lepidoptera; Nymphalidae. The coding region runs from base 638 to 1363 and encodes 241 amino acids. Gene Ontology annotation, molecular function: nuclease activity.
UAAACUGUUUUGUCUAAAAUGUGUGAUACAAAUACCAAAAUAAUUAUUUUUCUUAUUUUUGUCUGCCUGUGACUUUGUUCCGGUAAUCUUUGCAACGGCUCGACUUUUUAGACGAAACUUUAAGUGGCAGAUAGAUGGUGCAAUAGAAACUUUUAAAAUAUUACCCUCAUUUAAAUAAUAACUUCCACGUCGACGAGGGCGCUGGUAUAAUGUUGUGGAUGAUUUCUUAUAUAUAUAUAUAAUAAAGUUUAGAGGUUAUAUCUAGGAGUACUAUUCUUAAGUAGUAUAUAUAUUUAAUUUUAAGGGCGUUUUAUUGGUAUUAUUUGUUAGUUUACUCAAAAGCAACACCGUAGUUAAUAUAAAUGAUUUAUAAGUUAAGGGCACAUAUUAUUCAAAUCAGUACUAAUUCAUUAUUCUUAACUCUCUUUCGUAAAUUUUAUCUCACUAUCGCUCAAAACGUCAAUUAUAUUCUGAUUUUGAUGUAGAUAUGCACGCUGAAAUAAUUUGUUAUCUAAUUUAAAAUGUCGUCAGUUUCUUGUUCAGUGAGGGCAUAAAAAGUUAAUAGAAAAGGUUUUUACUAACUAAAAGUUAUGUACUUCAUAAUAAUUGUAAAAUCUGUACAGCUAUUUAUCACACCAUGAUGAAAAGCACAGCAUUGAAUGAAAAGUACUACGGACUAGUGGAGAACGUAACUAUUCCAGCGAGUCUACACGAAUACAAUGGUAAACCAUAUUCAAAGGUGGGAAAUGCAAUGCCUAUACACUGUGCUACGCAGGAGGAAAAAGAGUUGUUAUCCAGGACGACGCACCAUUACUGCGACCUGUUCACAGACAAGCUGUUCGCGCCACUGGAAGAACUUGUAUUUGUCAGACUUGACGAGAACAAGGCCGAAAAGGUGUUUCUGAACCGUCAUAAGCGUUUGUUUCUGACAUCAAGUGACGGCGUGGUGGCCAGCUGGCGGUGUGCCCCGACCUUGGAGUCUCUGAACAAGUUUAUGGCUGGCACUCCGUUGGUGGGACGUGACGGUCGGGUAGUGUCACUGUUGACGGCAAAACAUGGGAACCACUAUGCUGUCUCUCACUUAGAGGGCGAUGGCGGCUACUUUGAAACAUCCAAGCCGUGGGAGAUAAAGGACAUGGAAGAUGGCCGACUUUAUUACGGGAACAAGUCCUUUAACAGUCGCGAUGAGCUGAGAGCUUACAUUCAGAACCUGCCUCCUCUAGAAGUGGACUCGUCCGCUCCGCCGCAACCUAUACUAUUGAGAGGAAAAAAUCCCAGGAUCAUUUUAGUUGCGGAGAACGGAAGACAAAUAUCACAUCAAUAUAUCUCCUCCAACUUGAUCACCGACGUUGAAUAUUUGUAGGCUAGGGGAUAAAAAGUUAUGCCUUAUGAAAUAAUGAGUAUUUUGUUUUAUAUCACCAAUAAUAAUCAUUAUUACAUAGAACUGUGUAUAUCACGUUUAUAAUUGUUAAUUGAUAUCUAAUGACAUAUAAUUAUAAUAAAAAAAAUCUCCGUUU